This is a messenger RNA of Trypanosoma conorhini, 312 nucleotides long. RefSeq lists its product as uncharacterized. The transcript has a single exon. Lineage: Eukaryota; Euglenozoa; Kinetoplastea; Trypanosomatida; Trypanosomatidae. Bases 1 to 312 code for a protein of 103 amino acids. The record is from RefSeq and is a predicted model, not a curated record.
AUGUCCGCGGGUGGGGGGAGCCGAAAGAUGGCGGAUAAUGCGCGCGCCAUCGCUUACUUUUGGGACGCCCUGCUUCACGCCGUGGCGCCCGCGCCAAACGCGGCGAAGCAGCGAAGGCGACGGGCACGAAAGUCCGUUUUUUGCUGCUCCAAUUCCAACGACCGUCCGGCGAAGUUUUGGUUUUGUCGCCCGCCGCAACCGCCGCGGAAGCCGCCGGCGUUGGCGGUGCAGCAGCAAAAAAGGAAAAGGGUGCACUUCUCCGACGACGUUGAGGUGAUUCUCAUCGACCGACGGAAUCAAUCCAUCCUCUGA